GGUUUGCCAACUCCAACUCCAUGAAAGAAGAAGAGACAGAGCAGUAUGCGGUGAGUUGCAAGUGUUAAGGUAUAGUUGGUGAUAAUGUUCAGAGACACUUUCUGUUGAAGUUGAUGAAAUGGUCCCUCCACCCUGAGAGUGGUCAGUUCAUUAUGUUCUCAGAGAAAGAAACGAAAAGAAUCCGAGAUCUCAGGGAGCCGCAGGACGAUAAAAACUUUGUCUAAUAAUGGCGUUCGGUCCGAGUGUAAAGAACCAAUCAGAUGCCUUCAAGCCUCGUCCUGCGCCCGCUCCCCUCUUACCCUUCCUCCCCGCGGCACGGGUGGGAGGUCCACUCCUCUUCUGUUUACCUUGUUAGCUGGAGAAAACGUGACCAGUUUGCAAUGAAGACGCGGCCGAAAAUACCUAUUCCAGCGUUACCUGUGAAGGCUCGGCCGGACAAACGGCCGAGGAAGAGAAGGACGUUCGAGGAAAAGGCUGCGAUGAAGAAGGCUCGGGAUAAAGCAAGAGCGCAAACCAGAGUGAACAUCGGGGCAGCCUUCGAGCAGUGGAGACAACUGAGGAGUCUGAAGAAGCUGAAGAGCGAUCAAGCGGUUGCUGCGUGUCUAUUGAAAAGGUAAUUAUUAUUUUUUGCUUUGGUGAAUUUUCCCCCCGGAAACAAGUAAUGUUCGCAAAUUAAGCAAGUUUUGUAGUAGGAGUAAGUCCGAUGCUAAAGUUAGCUUUUCUCUGCAUGUAACCCCCAACUUACACUGCAUCCGGAACUGUAGUGAUGUGUCCUUCAGUGCCGUGAAGGGGGCGUUUCUGCGAAGCGCGUAUUGAGGCUUGCUCCAUGUAGGGGUGGAGCCAAAAAUGAUGACGUCCGAAGCCUCGCUACCAUAGACUGUAUAUACUUUGGACAACCUGGUUCCGCCCUCCGCCUGUAUACGGAUUUGAAGCCAAAAAGCUCUCGGUAUUUCCGGGAUUUUUCUUCAUUUCCCGAAACCAGAGCUGCGCAGUAGCGAUGCGCGCAUUUGGCCGCGCAGUCGCAGAGUCGCUGUGAUGAUGCUCGGCUCAAACAGUGUAUUCCCCGGGUGAGCUACGCAAUCCCUGAAUGCCAAUAGGCUGGAUCAGGUGUCAAUCAUAGAAAACAUGAACCCCCUUAUAACUUUUAAAAACGGAGUUUCACAGAAAAAAGAGGACUUGAGCACAAACCAGUCUUACAAUAUCCACAUGUCAACAUCGCAACCAGGGGGGAGAAAAAUAUAUAUUCUGUUUAAUAAAUUUCUAAAGUUUGUCCACAGCUCCAUAAGCUUUGCUGGCGGAGGCGAGAUUUAUGACCUAAAGCAGGUUUCAUGGCGGAUUACAAACAGCGGUAAUUGCGAGAACUUCUUCUUCUUAAAUGGAGUUUAUUGACGGUUGGCAAACUAACUUGAAGGUGCAUUACCACCACUUACCUUACUGGAGUGUGGAUCAGUAAAUUGGCAAAUCCCGAGAACUCACAAGAACCCGCGGAUUCACGUGCAGUCACGCAAUAACGAGUCGUCUCUAUAAAGAGCCACAGAGGCUAACCACAAAAAGCAGUAGAUUGUGUCCUUUCAGAGGAGGAAAUCCACCUCUAGACUUCUAUAACCAACAUCUCUUAAUCUGUGGUGUCAUCGGGCUGAAAUGCUAUCUGAAAACCUUUUACUGAAAAUCUUUCACUAGUUCGUCCCUCCCCAUUUGCAUGGUGUGAACUAUGGAGUGUUUUAUUUUGAAAAGAAGCCGGAUGUUUUAUUUUGUGUCUGUUCCCGACUUCCUUUCUAGCACUGGUUAAUCUGUGCUGAAUUUAUCCGGCAUGCUCCAGCAUGACUUCUGACUUCUAAGGUAACUCGAACUGUAGGAAGGUAAUGUUGGUUUCGGUACAAGAUCAGGCGAUUUUUGACAAGCAAAGAGCUCUCUUACAUGCUUCACAUGGUCUAGUAGCUACGUUGUUACAUAUUAACAUGCAGUUGUUUGGUUUUCCUCAGUGUUAUUGUACUGUAGUGGUUGGUUGAUCCGGUUUGUGGGUCAUUAUAUUUUUUAAUACUGCUGUUCACACUCCAGUACGGUAGGUGGCAGUGAUCCACAAAGGUGGGCGCCACCCACAACAAAUAAGAAAAACAGAAGAAGUAGCUAAGCAAUGGCGGAGAUCCCGGCGGGAAAAGUUGCUAAAUCCCGGUUAGCAGUAACUGCAUUUAUCGUGAAGCAACGUAAAAAAUCUAAAAGUCUUGCGUCAAAACAACAAAGAAAAGAAGAGUCGGAUGAAGGACGAAACAAAAGCCGUGUAUUGAUUGGUAAAGAGUGUCUAAGAUGGAGAGAGCUGCUGGAUAAAAUCGGUCUGAAGUUUGACAACGAGCUCGCUAUUCUCCUCUUGGACGGGUAAGCCGAUCAUUUUAUUCAUUAAAUACAUCCAAAUGUGUCUUACGGUUAUUAAACUGGGCUGCAAAGGAAGGUUAUGGUGGUUUCGGUGUAAAAUCAAGCGAGUUUUGACGAGUGAAGAGUUUGCUUACAUGCUAAUCACGGUCUGGAACAGCUACGUUGUUUCAUAUUAACACGCAGUUGUGAGGUUUUCCUUAGUGUCCUCUGUGUUAUUGUGCUGUAGUGGUUUGUUGAUCCUGUUUGUGGGUCCUUUUUCUGUCAGACUGACGAUUUGUGUCCGCGUUGAAUGUUGUAAACAAUGAAGCGUUGUGCUGAUCGACGCCAAAUCCAGACGACAGCAGGGGCGUGUCCAGCCUUGUUUUGACUGGGGCUGUAACAGACGGGGGUGACUGGGGUCUGUGUGCACAUCACAGCCUGGACUAAAGGUGGUUAUAGUCUCAGUAAUGACAGUCAUUAGUGUCUUAAGAAGAGUUUAGAAGUACAUUAACAGGGUUUCCAUAUUGAAAACAUGUUGAUAACCAAACCUGCCAUCAGAUGUAUCAGAGGUGGGACUCUACUUAUGCAAAAAAAACAUUAUUUUAAUGUCUAUAAAAUCGAUGACCCAUAAAAUAAGAAAAUAUAUGUUUGGCAGCUUGUCUCCUUAAUAAAUCCAAAAGUUAAUUAUGUUAUUUUCAAUAAUUUUCUACUUUCAAGUACACUCUGAUCCUUUUCACUGGAUUUCUACUUACUUACUUACUUAUCCUCGUCGUCCCGGUUGGGGCAUAAGGCCGCAGUCAUACACUGCCACUGAACCCUGUCUCGUGCUUUGGCUUGUGCUUCGUCCCAGGAAAGACCCAUCUCCUUCAGCUCCAUCAUUACCGUCCUUUGCCAGGUGUUCUUUGGCCCGCCUCUCUUUCUUUUCCCAGUUGGAGUCCAUCUCAGGGCAACUUUAGGUAGCCUUUCAUUGGGCAUCCUCAACACAUGUCUGAUCCAUCUUAACCUGCGUCUCUUUAUCUCGAAGGGACAUAUGCAAGCUGCCUGUCUUUUUGUAGAGUUCUUCAUUUGAGAUCCUAUUUGGCCAAAAGAUGUUACAGAUUCUCCGUAAGCAGCUGUUGUGGAAGACAUCAAGACUGGAUUUCUAGGUGGUAUUUAAUCCUUUAUUAAUAAUAAAUAAUUGAAUAUUAAAUUUGAAGAGGUUUUCAUAGUUUAAAUUAAGUUAUAAAAUAGAUUUAUUGUGUUAUACGAAAUCCCUCAGUGAAUCCCGUUUGAUUCAGAGUAAAGGUCUUUUCACACCGGUGCCAUUUUUUGUUGUGCGAUUAUUUCGGACGUCAAAUGUUUUUUUGAACCCGUAUCCUGUCAAAACAAGCGUUCAUAUCAGCAAGUUUUCCCGUCCUGCGAUAUUGCGACAUUUAUUUUUUCAGCUCAUAGUCGAUUUUUCCAAAGUUUUGCAUACUGUGUGACCAAUCAGAUUGCGUGUUGUUCACCAGUAUAUCCUGCUGUGUUUACCGUGACCUGUAUUAUAAUUAUUAUUAUUAUUCAUAACACUUACUGUUUGUGUCUUGCAGUUAUGAAAGCAACAAGGUAAGAAGUACUCCGUCCAAGAAUAGAUACUCCGACAGAAUGACAAACCCAGAACCAUCAGGUGAUUGGACCGCAUCUCUCUCUGAUCAGUGAGUCUGGAUCUUAUUUUGUUUGCCAUUUUCAUUGCUUUAAUUUCUCCCAAAAAAUAUAAACAACAAAGCAGCUGAACUUACCAGGAGUUGGCUCCUUGUAGUCUGAAUGUAAUCAUUUUGUUUUCAGAGAUGAUGACUCGGUUAUUUGGGUCGGGGAGCAGGACAUGAGCAAGAAUGAGGACACGUCACCUCAGGAACUGGCUGAAAGGUAUACUAUUCAUCCAAUCUGAUUCACCUGUCUCAGUUUAAAGGUGGGGUAGACAGGAAUCUGUUAAAUUUGUAAUUAUCUGAAGUAUUUAUCUGCAUUAUAUCUGAAUUUAAUUGGAACGAUACGAGCGAGCAGGAGCAUCUGUUUGUGGGCGGGGCUUACUGGAGCAGAGAGGGAGGGGAGAGGAGGAGCUGAGGGGAAAACUGGUUGGGAGAGGUAGCGUUUACAUUCAAGAUUUCUCCUAAAAACUGGAACUUCUUCAGAUCCUGUCGACCCCACCUUUAAGUGAUGAAGAGUCAGAUUCAGAAUCCCCCAUAGAUGCCCCUGUCUGUGAAUUCCUUUGCUGUGUUUGUGGACAUGAGCUCCUUGUUAAAUGGCUCAGGGUGAUGUUGUUAUUAUUUGCCCCCAUCUGUAGCACUGACCUGGCAGAUGAAGCCUGUUGCCCCGAUGAAGAGACAGAAUCUGUCCCGUCUAUGGAAGAGGAGGAGGAGGAGGAGGAGGAAAGAGGAGAAGUUGGCUGGGAUGAUGACAGUGGCAGCGAUUACGAGCCUCCUUUUUAUGUCCGGUGAAUAUUUUUCACAUCUCUCUGGCAUCUGUUGAUUUUAAAUUGUCUCUGUUUUGUCUGCGUUGGAGUGAGGGAUGUAAUGAAGUGUGUUCUGUAACAAUAAAGCCAUUCGAUGGUGCUUUGUUUUCUCAACAGAAUUAGCAGUGCUAUCCAUACUAAAACCUGCCAUACUCAAGGUGAACUUCCAACUGUUAGUAUGGAGGACACAGCAGAUUCUUCAGGUAGGAAUACGACUUCCAGAGAUUCCCCUGAGAUGCCUGAGACGCUUGAGGACGUCACCUCAGCUGAGUGCCAGGUCAGUGAACCAUUUCUGUCAAAGGUCAAAUCUGAGUGUCGUAGUUUUGUCUUGGAAAACAGUUUAACUACGAUUAAACUUAAACCUGAUUAUGUUAAUGAAGGACAUCAGUUGAGACUUUAAAACUCUGUGCAUUUUAGUGACUGAAAUGCGUUUUGUCACAAAAUCAGGAAACUUCAGAGGAGGAGAGCUGUUCAGCAGACCAGACCUCAGAGCUCUGGCUCAGCGGGCCACAAAAAAUUCACCUGAGCGAGACUGUAACGCAGGACCAGGACCAAGGAACAUCCACAGGUGAGGUUAACUGAGUUCAAACUUGACUCAGAUUGAAGAUCUUUGUCAGUUUCACUUAAAUCCCUUAAAAAUGUGAUUUGAUUCCAGUAAUGUGUGACGAUUUGCUGAAAAACUCUCUUUCCAAAGAUGUUAAAAACAAAACCCUGUGCCUUUUAAAACUGUUACCUUAAAUACGUUCUUCGCUUAAACAAGAUUUGGUCUUCUUCAAAUAGUCUUUUCUUGAAAAAAAUAAAGGUGGUCAUCAUUUUUUCAGGCCAGUGCAUGUUUUAAUUUCUUUAUUGGUGUCUUUUAAGGAGACUCUUCAGGACAGCUGGAUCCUAAAUAUGGCAGCUCUUAUAUUCAGCACCAGGAAAAGUCAUCUAGGGAGCUGGAGCAGCACCAGGAGCCUCAAAGACCCAAGAAGAAGUUUGACUGUCCGACCUGUGGAAGGCCUUUCCCUUCUAGCGGGGCUCUGCGGCGACACCUUGUGAUCCACUCCGGAAAAAGACCGUACAAGUGCUUCAUUUGUGGGAGAGGAUUUACGCAGGGAGGAAACCUUAAAACACACAUGAAAACUCACAAAGGUCAGAGCCGUCGAAGGAUAUUAGUGAUCUGCAAAAUGACAUGAAACCAUCAGGAAGUGAUUAGUUUGAUGUUUGGUUUUACACGCCUUUCAGUGUCGUGUUGAAGUGAUUGAAAACAUUCCCAAGGCUGCAAAGAUUUAAGGUCCUUUCAAACCGGGACCGUUUUUGUCGUAUGAUUAUUUCGGAUGUCAAUAUUUUUUUUCGAACCCGUGUCCUGUCAAUACAAGCGUUCACAUCAGCGCAAUUUUCCCUUUCUGCGAUAUUGCGGCAUUUAUUUUUUUUUCGGGUCAUGUUUGAUUUUUCUAAAGUUUUUCUACAGUUUGCUCAACGUCUUUGUUUUAACUUUCAUCUGUGCUAACGUAAGCUAACGGUUGUUACCGUAGUUUCAUGUGCUUAUCUUAUCGCCUCUGAUUGGCUAUAAGUGCUGACCAUUUGGCUUGUGCGUGUGAUGACGUUUCCACCUUUUCUAGCCAAUCAGAGGUGAAGGAGGUGGGACUUUCCCCGGGAAAAGUCUUCCCCGGGAUGCGUCUUUUCGCCACUGGAAAGUCACAAAAUCACAUCAGGCUUGAUGUGUUUAGUCAGAUGCGUCAAAAUUCGCCUCCGAAUAUUUCAUAAUUUCGCGUUCUAUAUUCGCCCCGGUGAGUAAGGACUUUAACUGGCAAUAAAAAAGGAGCGGAUAGUGGAGCUUUGGGCAGAUCAGUCUUGUCUACUGUUGACAUCAACUGCAGGGUCUCCCCUACAUGUAAUGGCGCACCGCCACGGCUAAAUAAAAGCCGCCACACCUCAACAAUAACGUUUUUUUACACGCUACGUCCAACUCAGUAUGUAUUAGUAUAUGCAGCACACACUGGCUGCACCGUGGGCGUUUGUACCGAGUAUUAGCAUUAGCAAGUUCUGAGUUGUCACAUGCGAAUCCACAGCUGAUUAAUGGGAAACACUGAGCUGUCAAAAACCGCUAAAAGAAUCUAGUUGUAGUCUUGUAAAUAGUGACCAAACAAGAUUCGCAGUCCUUUUAAAUUCUCAGUCUGGGACUAGGCUGUCACUAAAAACUCCAAACACUUGUCUUUACAUGUGAGCUGAUUGUUUUCCAGGAGUCUUUUCAAAAUCUUCAAGUCCUCUGGUGGAAUGCUGGCCUUAGUUGCCAACGCUCGGUUGAUCCAGUCUUGUAGUUUUAGGCGUAACCGAAUCCGCUUAUUACAUGUAUGAAUAAAGUGCUGCUCAUAAAAGAAAGUGAGCGAUCUGAAGUGACUCUGCCCACUGUUUAAAGCUAAUGGAUGAUCAGUGUCUUCUGUUUUUUUUUUUCACAGGGGAUUUAUCAAAAUGGACAUUAGUGAAAGAGAAGAGCCCCCCUAAAGAAACUCCUGUGACAGUUCAUCUCUGUGGAGAGUGCGGUAUGGAGUUCCCUCAGAAACAACAGCUUGAAGAUCACCGCCAGACUCAUAUAAAGCCAUAUUCAUGCCCCGACUGUGGAAAGACAUUCAAGAAUGAGAGUUACAUUAAUAUACACAGACGCGUUCACUCGGCAGAUUCACCUUUCCUCUGCUUGGUGUGUGGAAAAAGAUGCGCCACAGCAGAGACUCUACGGAUGCAUGAAAUCACACACACUAGAGAAAGAAACUACAUCUGCUGCGAGUGUGGGAAAGCCUUUUUACAAGCGUCCCACCUCAGCGUACACAUCAGGACUCACACAGGAGAGCGGCCACACCUCUGCCCGGUCUGUGGUAAAAGCUACUCCAGGUCGUUUCCUCUGAAAGUUCAUCUGCGAGUUCACACCGGAGAGAAACCCUUCAAGUGUGACAAAUGUGGCAAGUGCUUCUAUUACUCUCAAGGUUACAAAGCUCAUCUGAAGGUCCACGACAAGAAGCCGAAACCUCCGUCGAAACCACUGGGGAGACCGAAACAACAGCCGUUGAUGGAAAAAGAUGGAUAAUGCUGAAGUGUUGGGCCUAACAUGCCUCGUUUGAGCUGGAAAGACGUUAGUUAAGCUUGUUAAUAUUCUAAAUGUGAAAUUUUUACUGAUUGUAAGUGUUGGUGUUUUUAAAUCGAAACAAAACACCAAAUAACUACAAAAAAUAAAUGUUUCCCAUGUGUUAACCAGGUUAUCUCCACUACAGUGAGUUUCAUUAAAGGUCUGACAUAGUGAAAAGCUCUGCCCUGGCUCUCUUAUUCUGAAAGGUACUACAACCGUAAGUGAAAUAAAAGAUUCUGAUUGUCCUUACAAAUGUUUUUCGAAGUCUUAAAAAAAUGUUCUCAAUGUGCCUUAUAGCCUUUAUUCUCUCACUCUGGGUUAGUACACACAACCGCAACCAUGGGGAAGAUUGUUGACAUGAAAGGUCAGAAAACAUGAUGACCACUGAUGAUGAAAGUGGAGCUUCAACCAAACCUGACCCAUGCGUAACUCAUCUGACGGAAGCAGCAGCAGAAAAAACAAAUCAGGUAUCCUGUUUGAUCCAACCACAAACAGAGACAGGUAGCCAACCACCUGGAUACACACCUGGCUGAGAGUCUGCCACUUUUUAGGACUUUUAAAAAGCAGAAAUCUGUGGCAUCAGAAUCCUGGGUCUAAGUGUUGUUCUCUUCGUUCAUGUGUUAUCUGUUGAAUACACGCCUGUGUAUACAAAGGUACUGUCUGCAUGGUAGACCCUGUCUGUAUCAUAUCACAAUUUCAAAAUAUCUACUCUGUUAAAAGACAAAUAAACACUUUAGUCUUCGCAAUCAACUUA
Messenger RNA from Xyrichtys novacula (pearly razorfish), 8670 nucleotides. The record is from the annotation of a GenBank genome assembly. NCBI's taxonomy places the organism in Eukaryota, Metazoa, Chordata, Actinopteri, Labriformes, Labridae.